Messenger RNA from Paramuricea clavata, 363 nucleotides. The record is from the annotation of a GenBank genome assembly. NCBI's taxonomy places the organism in Eukaryota, Metazoa, Cnidaria, Anthozoa, Malacalcyonacea, Plexauridae.
AUGGAUUCCACCUCGACCCAUUUCGUCAGCGAGGACAUGUCUGAGAUAAGAAAACUGGUAGAGGUUUUCAACGAGCGCGGUGUAUUCAACACGUCCUUCGCGAAACUUGUAAGCUUAUCGACUAGACUAAUUGCCGACGACUCCGUGAAUGCUGAUGAUGCAAAGUCGGUCGGAGCUAAAAUUCUGCAGUCAAUGGUUGGUGAGACGGUCUCAGCGUAUUCGUUUUCACAGAAGAAUCAAGUCAAGACCCUUGCCUCUGCUGUAUACGUGAAAACGCCCUCUGGAGGUCAAGUAGAGCUGGAUCACCCAACACUUGUAUCAGCGCCUUCUUCUCAUGGGUGUCGGAGACAUCCCUCUUUCUGA